Messenger RNA from Piliocolobus tephrosceles (Ugandan red Colobus), 1860 nucleotides. RefSeq names its product neuroblast differentiation-associated protein AHNAK-like. The record is from RefSeq and is a predicted model, not a curated record. The transcript has a single exon. Gene Ontology annotation, biological process: regulation of RNA splicing. Lineage: Eukaryota; Metazoa; Chordata; Mammalia; Primates; Cercopithecidae. Gene Ontology annotation, cellular component: cytoplasm; nucleus; costamere. The annotation marks the transcript as partial.
GACGUUGAUGUUCCAGAUGUGAAUAUCGAAGGUCCAGAUGCAAAACUGAAGGGCCCUAAAUUCAAGAUGCCAGAGAUGAACAUCAAAGCUCCUAAAAUAUCAAUGCCUGAUUUAGACCUCAAUCUUAAAGGCCCUAAGAUGAAAGGAGAGGUGGACGUUUCACUUCCAAAUGUAGAAGGUGAUUUGAAAGGACCUGCUCUUGACAUAAAAGGCCCAAAGAUAGAUGUAGAUGCUCCAGAUAUUGACAUUCAUGGCCCAGAUGCCAAAUUAAAAGGUCCAAAACUGAAGAUGCCUGACAUGCAUGUAAACAUGCCUAAGAUCACCAUGCCAGAAAUUGACUUGAAUUUGAAAGGCUCAAAGCUUAAAGGAGAUGUCGAUGUCUCUGGGCCCAAGUUGGAAGGUGACAUUAAAGCUCCCGGUUUGGAUAUAAAGGGCCCAGAAGUGGACGUUUCUGGUCCUAAGCUUAAUAUUGAAGGCAAGUCAAAGAAAUCUCGUUUUAAGCUUCCCAAAUUUAAUUUUUCAGGCUCCAAAGUUCAGACACCUGAGGUGGAUGUCAAAGGUAAAAAGCCAGAUAUUGACAUAACAGGUCCAAAAGUUGAUAUUAAUGCUCCUGAUGUCGAGGUCCAAGGAAAAGUGAAAGGAUCCAAGUUUAAAAUGCCUUUCCUGAGUAUUUCAUCUCCCAAAGUUUCUGUGCCUGAUGUGGAGCUAAAUUUGAAAGGUCCUAAAGUCAAAGGAGAUUUAGAUGUUGCAGGUCCCAAUUUAGAGGGUGACUUGAAAGGCCCCAAAGUGGAUAUUAAGGCACCAGAAGUCAAUCUAAAUGCACCUGAGGUGGAUGUUCAUGGUCCGGACUGGAAUCUGAAAAUGCCCAAGAUGAAAAUGCCCAAAUUCAGUGUGCCUGGCUUAAAAGCAGAAGGGCCAGAUGUAGCUUUGGAUCUGCCAAAAGGAGACAUCAACAUAGAGGGCCCAAGUAUGAACAUUGAGGGCCCAGAACUCAAUGUGGAAGGUCCGGAGGGAGGCUUGAAAGGCCCCAAAUUCAAGAUGCCUGACAUGAAUGUCAAAGCUCCCAAGAUCUCCAUGCCUGACCUUGACUUCAACUUGAAGGGCCCCAAGGUGAAAGGUGAUGUGGAUGUUUCUCUUCCCAAACUUGAAGGGGAUCUGAAAGGGCCAGAGGUUGAUAUCAAAGGCCCUAAAGUGGACAUCAGUGCCCCAGAUGUGGAUGCUCAUGGUCCAGACUGGCAUCUGAAGAUGCCCAAAGUGAAAAUGCCAAAGUUCAGCAUGCCCGGCUUCAAAGGAGAGGGCCCCGAAGUGGAUGUGAACCUGCCCAAGGCUGACCUUGACAUCUCAGGACCCAAGGUGGACAUUGAUGUUCCAGAUGUGAAUAUUGAAGGUCCGGAUGCAAAGCUGAAGGGCCCCAAGUUCAAGAUGCCUGAGAUGAACAUCAAAGCCCCCAAGAUCUCCAUGCCUGACUUUGACCUGAACUUGAAGGGACCGAAAAUGAAGGGUGAUGUGGAUGUGUCUCUGCCCAAAGUGGAAGGUGAUCUAAAAGGCCCUGAGGUGGACAUCAAGGGCCCCAAAGUGGACAUUGACACUCCUGACAUUAACAUUGAAGGCCCAGAGGGUAAAUUGAAGGGACCCAAAUUUAAGGUACCAGAGAUGCAUCUGAAGUCUCCCAAAAUAUCGAUGCCUGACAUUGAUUUAAACCUGAAGGGCCCCAAGGUGAAGGGUGAUGUGGACGUUUCUCUGCCCAAAGUGGAAGGCGACCUUAAGGGCCCUGAAGUUGACAUCAGAGGCCCCAAAGUGGACAUUAAUGCUCCGAAUGUGGAUGUUCAAGGCCCAGACUGGCACCUGAAGAUGCCCAAG